This is a messenger RNA of Callorhinus ursinus (northern fur seal), 1497 nucleotides long. It is a transcript of the gene TK1, whose product is annotated as thymidine kinase 1. The record is from RefSeq and is a predicted model, not a curated record. NCBI's taxonomy places the organism in Eukaryota, Metazoa, Chordata, Mammalia, Carnivora, Otariidae. Gene Ontology annotation, molecular function: ATP binding; thymidine kinase activity. Gene Ontology annotation, biological process: thymidine metabolic process.
CGGUGGCACCGGAGAGUCCCUGAGGUGCAAGCUUCCUGGAGGCGCCAUGAGCUGCAUCAACCUGCCCAACGUGCUGCCCGGCUCCCCCAGCAAGACCCGGGGGCAGAUUCAGGUGAUUCUAGGACCCAUGUUCUCAGGAAAAAGUACUGAGCUGAUGAGACGGGUCCGUCGCUUCCAGAUUGCCCAGUACAAGUGCUUGGUGAUCAAGUAUGCCAAAGAUACUCGGUACAGCAGCAGCUUCUCCACGCAUGACCGGAACACCAUGGAGGCACUACCAGCCUGCCUGCUCCGGGAUGUGGCCCAGGAGGCCCUGGGUGUGGCUGUCAUAGGCAUCGACGAAGGGCAGUUUUUCCCAGACAUCGUGGAGUUCAGCGAGACUAUGGCCAACGCUGGGAAGACUGUGAUUGUGGCCGCACUGGACGGGACCUUCCAGAGGAAGGCAUUCGGGACCAUCCUGAACCUGGUGCCCCUGGCAGAGAGCGUGGUGAAGCUGACAGCGGUGUGCAUGGAGUGCUUCCGGGAGGCCGCCUACACCAAGCGGCUAGGCUCGGAGAAAGAGGUAGCCCCCACCUGCCUGCUCCGGGGCGGGGGGCGGGGUGAGGCCCGGAGGCGCUGUGCCCCCUCUCAGUCCGGGCCCUUUGCGUCCCGUGGCCAGGUCGAGGUGAUUGGAGGAGCAGACAAAUACCACUCCGUGUGCCGCCUCUGCUACUUCAAGAAGGCCUCGGGUCUGCCCGCCGCACCGGACGGCAAGGAGAACAAGGAGAACUGCCCGGUGCCGGUGCCAGGAAAGCCAGGAGAGGCGGCGGGAGCCCGGAAGCUGUUUGCUUCCCAUCAGAUCCGGCAGUGCAGCCCCGCCAACUGAGGCUCCCUGUCCCGCGGCCGCCCACUGCCGGCCCCCCGCGCAGCCUUCCGCCACGAGGAAGUGGGGGUGGGGCGAAGACGGGACUUUGUGCCUCCCGCGGUGCAGGUCCUGGGCUGGUGGUCUGCACAUCCCGUUUCCCCCUUUCCUGGUUCCCUUCCCGGCUGCUGGUCCACUCGUGAGCUCAGGGCCUGGCUACCGCAGUGACCAACCCCCGCCUGUGGGGUGAGGGGCAGAACCACACACUGGCGACAUCGGGGCCCAUGGCCUCUUCCCCCUUGUGGCUUUCGCUGUUGAGUUUCUGUUCUCACUGGGAAGUCCGUGCGCCGGUACCUCCGGCUCAGACCGAGCCUCGGCCCACGCAGAGGUUUCUGUCUCUGCUUGGGACUGACUCCCGGCCCCCAAGGGUGGCUGGACUGGUGCCCUCCUGCUUCCUACACUCCGGUGAUCAUUUUCUCCAGAACUGCAGCUUUUCUCACAUGGGAGACACUUACCCUGCUGGGGCUCAGGUCCCAGGGACUUAAUCUUUUAAAGUGUGUGUGUGUGUGUGUGUGGAGGGGGGGGUGUUAGGGGCAGAGGUGGCUAGGGUUAGGGUCUAUGAUUCUGUUGUAGCUUGUGAAUUAGUAACUAAUAUUAAA